Molecule: messenger RNA, 1458 nt
Organism: Seminavis robusta
Lineage: Eukaryota; Bacillariophyta; Bacillariophyceae; Naviculales; Naviculaceae
Source: the annotation of a GenBank genome assembly
AUGAGCUGUGUGACUGUGAUACCGGAGGCAUGGGUAGCUCCCAACUUUUGUGCUUAUGUGGUACCGGUAGAGAUUGAUCAAGCCCGAAGCAUCCGUUCGGUGGGCACCUCGGAUUUCAUUGCCUUGGAACGAGGAGAGCAGUCUGUGGUGUACUUUUAUGAUUCGGAUGGAGAUGGCCUAGCUGAUAGUCGCCAGGUGCUUGCAGAGGCAAGCUCGCUCAACCAUGGAAUUGCAAUACAGGAAGGAUACCUUUAUGCCUCCAGCUCUACCAAUGUCUACCGUUGGCCGAUCAAUGAGACAGAUUUCCUCCAAGACGUUGGUGAUCAAGAAACUGUCAUUUACAACAUCAAUGCCGAUGGAAUGGGAGGAGCUCCCUUUGGUCACACUACUCGAACCCUGGAAUUUGACGAAGAGGGAAGGCUCUACGUGUCUGUUGGUUCCAAUGGGAAUGUUGACGCAGAUAGCUUUCGCUCCAGGAUUCGCCGAUUUGAUUGGGGCAAUGACACAUCAGUGUUCCCACUAGAUUUUCUGGAAGGAGAAGUCUUUGCAGAUGGCUUGAGAAAUGAAGUUGGAUUGGCAUUUGACAGAUUUGGAGACUUGUGGGGAGUGGAGAACUCGGCAGACCGACUAGUUCGAAAUGAUAUUGGCGGAGAUAUCCAUGAAGACAACCCAGCAGAGGAGCUCAAUCGGUUCAAGGAAGCAGACAAGGGCAAACACUGGGGAUACCCACAGUGUUGGACUGAGUUCUUGGUUCCACCUCCUUAUGGUGAAGGGAUUGGAACAGUUUGGGCUUGGCCAUCGUUUUUGGAAGAUGGAGCCAUUACAGAUGAUGAAUGCCGCAACAACACAGUCCGUCCUGUCAUGUCUCUCCAGGGUCAUUCUGCUCCACUUGGAAUCACCUUUUAUGAAUGGAAAGAUCCUGCAGAUUGCCCUGCCGCUUGCCCUCCUGACGUUGCUUUUCCUAAGAGUAUGAAUGGAUAUGCUUUCAUGGCUUACCACGGAUCGUGGAACCGGGACGUCCCAACUGGAUACAAAGUUGUUUACGUGGAAAUGGAUGAGUAUGGCGACCCUAUUGGGGAAUAUCCAUAUGACUUAUUGAAGCAUGAACCUCCUGAUGCCAGAUGGGAUGACGGUUUCAGGCCGGUUGACGUCAGCUUUGAUGACUGUGGACGACUAUUGAUUUCCAGCGAUGGCUCCAGAGGAGAUGGUUACGCCGGUUCCAAGAUUGUACGAAUGGAGAACACUGCACCGCCCCCGACCGCAACACCAACAAAUUCUGCUAGUCCAAGCAUCAGUCCAAGCCUCAGUCCGUCCGUACAGUUCCCACGCAAGUCGGACCAAGGGGACAACAACAAAAAUCUUGGUUCAAGCUUGAGCGCCUCAGUAUCAGUCAUGCCUCGAUGGUUGAGUACCAUCGUAGGAGUCACGGUCUCGCUGUGGUUGACCUUUGGUGGUUAG